CUACCCUCAAACAACAGUCAACAGGAUGAGCAGCAGCAAGUGGGAACGGAUCUGAAAUGGUCUUGGAGGUGCUGAUGGGACUCCAUUUUCUAAAUUGGCUUGCUACACUAAGAACAAUGAAAAGUAAUUUGUUCUUUCUGUGUCUCGCCCCUAUGCUGUUGCGUGCUGCUGCACAGUCCUGUUCCAGCUACUGCACCUGUGGUGAUGAUCUGGCUAACUGUAAGUCUGUGCCUUCACUACAGGCAGUAUUUACAGAUUUACCAUCGUCCAUGGCCAUGGUUCUGCUUCAGGGGGGAUCAAUCACAACGAUUGAACCAGAGGCUUUCCAGAACUUCUCCAAACUGCGCUACCUGUCCGUCACUGAUUUCAGACUCUCAAUUUCCAGCUAUGCCUUUGCUCCACCAGUGGGCAACCAGAGCAGACUACAGACACUGGAUCUCUCCAAAAAUAGCCUACUCAGUUGUAACAUCGAUAGCUUGGGCUUUGCAGGCCUCUUAAAUCUGAUGGAGCUCAAUCUGUUCCAAAAUUUGCUUGAUGUGCUCAAUACCCUGUGGUUCUCAGAGCUGCCUUCACUUCAGAGAUUAAAUAUUCAGCUUAAUAAGAUUUCCUAUCUCCCACCACGCAUAUUUCAAACACUGAGUCUGCUGAACAAACUCAAUGCAUCCUCAAAUUUCAUCCAGUACCUAUCCACAGACACAUUCCUUGGCCUGAAUGCCCUCUCCAGCUUGGAUUUGUCCAACAAUAGGCUCCUUUUCAUUUCCAAGGAUGCAUUUAAGCCACUACAAAGGCUGAACCACCUAUUUAUAAAUGACAAUCAACUGGUGACAUUGGCCAAGGGGCCGGCAUCAUUGCAGAAGAUACAGUUGCAAGGCAACCCCUGGGACUGCAGCUGCCAGUUGGAGAUGUUGCUCAUUUCAUUGAGGGAUGCCGUGCAGGAUCCAGGGAGCCUGGUCUGUGGGAGCCCAGAGUCACUGAAGGGAAAACUCAUCCUGAAUCCAGAUUCCAGUUAUUGCUCAUCCAUAUCCCCGGCACCAGAAACCCCAGCCUUGCACAUCGUUCCUGUCCUUAAUGCUCAAGCUGUGGUUUAUGGAUUUAUUGGGGGGAUUUUACUGGCAGGUGCCAUCUGUCUAGCUACCUGCUUGGGUAGAAGAUCCUGGAGAAAGGGAACCAUGAGGAGUCUCGAGAUUCACAACAGUGAGGCAAAAGGAAAAUUAGAAACAAGAGAAUCAAAUGAAGCUCUGACAGAAUUGGAUGCCAGCAAGCUGAAGGGUGUUCCCAUGAUUACUUCACAUCAGACUAUCAAUGUGUUGCAAAAUAUUAAGGAUAUCCAAGUAGAACAAAGGGAUGAACUCUUAAAGACUUCCACAGAAUCAUGGACUGCUAUGAAGAUGGAAAAUAACAUUGAGAAGAGAAAGGGAAUGCGACCUUGUAAAACAUCACCCAGUUCUCUUUAUGCAGCUAAUAUUGCACACACAAAAAAUGAAAAGACUGCAAGUCUAAACAGUACAGUCAUCAAUGAAGGAAAAACAGGGAGCCAGGAAAGCACUGAAAGAGAGAAAAAAUCAAUUUGUUCUGCCGCCACCAGUAGCUCAUUUCACAAUCUGCAGUUAACAAAAAAAGAUGAACUGAUCACUUUAAGAACCCUCCGAUCACUGAAUGUUAAGACAGCACCUAAUACCAUCUCAGCAUCUGUGCAAGAUUUGUCCAGCAUGUGCAAGGAAAUGUCCAAUGUGGCAGUUCCACAUUUACUGCCUGGGGAUACUCAAACUCACAUGAGAUUACAAACUUCUUUGCAAAGUAACUCUAAAUGCAAACUUCAAGAGAAAUUACAGGAUGAUAAUGUGUCAAAGGAAGAGGGAACUACUUUUCAAGCAUCCAAGUCUUCAAAUGAACCUAAAAUUGAUACCUUGCAGUUAUUGGAGAUAGAUGGAAAACUCAGAGAUAAACUGCCUGACCAUCGAGAGAUAUUAUCCAGAAACAUUCAGAAUGUUUCAAACAUUAGUGUACAGCCUCCCACCUGUCUAACAACCAGUUAUCACGGACUUUCUGAAACUUCACAUCAGCAGGCUAGUCAUCACUAUGACCAACUAAGAUUGAAUGCCUCUCAAAGUCCCAGUUUACAACAUCACCGUGAAAGCUCUCCAUUCACAAAUCAACCCAAGCCAGUACUUGAUGCAGACUUCAAUGAAUCUAAUACUGCUAAAGUGGCAAAGAAUAAUACAUCAUUUAUGUUCACAGCAUAUACCACCCCUCUCGAUGAGCAUGAACUUACAAGACACCAUUCUCCUUGCAAGCAAAAGUUUACAAUAAAUAUGUCAGAACAUGAGUUUAAUGAAAUAGAAACACUUUGCAGAGAAGAUUCAACUUUCAGUGGUAACAAUCAGUUGCUUGAUGGAAAUAGUUUUGAGUUAAAUAAUAACCUCCCUAAAGAAUCUAUAUUAUUAGGAGGUAGUUCUGCUGGAAUGGUAUAUAAUGAUAUAGCAGUCAGCAAUGUUUUAGAGGAUAAAGUGAGCCAAUCUGGAUCAGCCAGUACCUCUUUCAGCAGGUCAUUUGCAUGGAGUGUACAAAGUCAACACAACUGGAGUCAAAGUCCCACAAUGGUUGAUUCAGCUUCAGAACAUUCUGAAAUAAACCACUCACAAAAGUUCACUUCAAACAUUAGUACACCUAAACAAUCGAGCACCAGAAUAACAGACAAGGAGAAUAACCUGGAUGUGGAAAAAUGGACUAAUAGAUCUGUGACAUCCUUCAAAAAAAGAUUUUCCAGAAACAUUGCCUCAACAGAUGGGAAAUCCAACUUGGAGCCACAGCGAUACAUUCAAUGUCCAGUCAUUAGACAGUCACAGAAAUUGUUGAAUAAGAAUGAUGUAAGAGAAAAGAUGAACUCUGAUCUUUAUAAAGAACAUUUUGGUGAUACAAACCAUUCCAAGAAAAUGUACAAAUCAGUUUUUAAAUUAAUUGAUGAAAUGCAAUUACCACCUUCAUUAGCGAAAGUUCAGAAUAAAGCAUUGCAAGAUGAACCACUUUUUGACAUGGAGAUGAGCAGGGAUAAGUCUCAUCUCCACAAUGUUUUGAUUCCACUCUCCAUAGCCAAAAAUAUUAAAGCUGUACAGCAAUUCAAAUCUUCUGAUCCUGCACCUGAUUUGACUCACUUAAGUUCAUUGUAUAGUCGGUGGUAUUAUAAAAGAGAAUUUGGAUAUAAACUUGGGAAACAAAUUCAAACUGUUGGACCUGAAGGAUCUGAUUUAAACCCAAUACCACAUUUUCACCGUGAGAAGAGUUUUAGCAGACCAGCUGACAAUCAAACAUGCACUGAGCAUGAUAUCAGAGCCUGGAAGGAUUUCCAUUCACCCAAGCAAUUUGUAAAGCUUCAUCCACCCAUGCGAAAAGAGCUUUUAGCUGAUGACGAAUUAACUGUCAUUAACUUAUUUCAUAAUCUCAAGCAAUCAGCAUUUUUUUGAAUAAGUCACAAAUUCACUUCAGUGAAUUAACAGUUUUAAUUUGGUAAGAUUAUCCAUAAGCUUUGCAUGUUUCAAUGCUUAAUUAUGGACAGUAUAAAGAUGAGUGCACUCUUCCCAUCCAAAGAAACCUCUCAUUCAAUUAUCUUUGCAAGAUUUCCAUCAGUAGAGAAGUGUAAUCAGUGAAGUAAUUUCAUGAAUGUAUCAAACAACAGCUGACAUUCUCUCACAAUCAGGAUAUCUUGUCUUCUCUUAUCAUCCACUAAUUGGACAAACCUGUUCAAGGUGGUAAGGUACAGUCAGAAAGCAGCAGCCCUAGGGAUCCUCAACAUUGACCCCAUUCCAAUAAAUCAAAAUAAGAAAAUCACCUGCAAGUUAUAGUUCCUGUCAUAUCACAGCUGACACAUCAGUAAUCUCAGAGGAACACCAUUUGGAAGAACCUUUGAGUGUGCUUUGGAUAAGGAACUGCAAUGCCAACUGUGGGAUGCUGGCAUUAGUAGCUUUGUUGACUACAUGUAGAAGAACAUAAUUGGAAAGAGAACAAAUGGGGAAAUCAACUUGACUUCAUUCCCAUGGAUCUACCAAUCAUGGAUCCUACCUGUGGCCAUCAAACUUUACAACUCCUCCCUCGGAGUGUCAGACACCCUGAGCCAAUAGGCUGGUCCUGGACUUAUUUCUGCUUGGCAUGAUUAGCUUAUUAUUAUUUAAUUAAUUAUGGUUUUAUAUUGCUAUAUUUCUUCACUAUUCUUGGUUGGUGCGGCUGUAACAAUUUCCCUCGGGAUCAAUUAAGUAUGUCUGGCUGUCUAUCCGUCACAACUACCCCAAAAAGACUUGUAAGUGUGGAAAUUGCACAGUCUGCUUGGAAAUAAAAUUUCCCCUCUCUAUAACUUA
Hypanus sabinus (Atlantic stingray) is the source of this 4349-nucleotide messenger RNA. RefSeq lists its product as uncharacterized. The record is from RefSeq and is a predicted model, not a curated record. The transcript is spliced from 5 exons. Gene Ontology annotation, molecular function: protein binding. The coding region runs from base 57 to 3461 and encodes 1134 amino acids. NCBI's taxonomy places the organism in Eukaryota, Metazoa, Chordata, Chondrichthyes, Myliobatiformes, Dasyatidae.